Molecule: messenger RNA, 4267 nt
Organism: Pogona vitticeps (central bearded dragon)
Lineage: Eukaryota; Metazoa; Chordata; Lepidosauria; Squamata; Agamidae
Gene: ADAMTS8
Product: ADAM metallopeptidase with thrombospondin type 1 motif 8
Biological process (GO): extracellular matrix organization; proteolysis
Molecular function (GO): metalloendopeptidase activity; zinc ion binding
Source: RefSeq, a predicted model, not a curated record
CCCCAGAGGCGCCGCUUUGCAGAUCUGCAGCCGACUUGGGGAGGGGGGGACGACCCAGCUGGGAAUUCGCUUCUCCAGCGGCGUCUCCCAGGCGCGCUGUGCGUCUCUUUCUCUCUCUUUCUCUCUCGCGCCCUGCCUCCCCUGUUCGGCUCCGACCGGCCCUUACGAGCAUCUAUGCUCCUCUCGCUUGCACCGCCGCCCUUCCCUGGCAGGCUGGCACCUGCUCUCACCCUCUUCCCCCUGAUGCUGCUCCUGCCCAACGCCUGGGCACUGUCCAUCCCCAACAGCGACUCCCAGGAGGUGGUGCCCGUCUGGACGGCGGCUCCCGGAGCGCGCGCUGGCCAAGGAGGGCUGGUUUCCUUCUCCCUGGCGGCUUUCGGGCGCGAGUUUGUGCUGCGGCUGGAGCCCGAUGCCAGCUUCUUAGCCCCUGGGCUGAAGAUCCAGUACGUUGGGAAGCAGAAAAGCCCGGGGUUCCUAGCCGAGCAGGAGCAGGAGGAGGAAGAAGAAGAAGAGGAAGACCGGGGGCUGCGACGGAGUUGUUUUUACUCGGGGACUGUCAAUGCGCAGCCAGAUUCCUUGGUGGCCGUCAGCUUGUGCCAGGGCAUCCACGGCUCCUUCUUGGUGGAUGGAGACAAGUAUGUCAUCCAGCCUCAAGGUCACCGGAGCGGGGAUCCUCUCCUCCACGUCCACCAGCUCCAGAAGAGGGGCUGGCCCAAAGAGGCCUCCGAGGACCUUCCAGAAGAGGGAGGUCAAGCAGAAGGCAGCGGCAGCAGCCGGACCAAGCGCUUCGUCUCCCAGGCGCGCUACGUGGAGACCCUGCUGGUGGCCGAUGCCUCCAUGGUGCGGUUCUACGGGGAGGACCUGACGAAUCACAUCCUCACCUUAAUGUCUGUGGCUGCUCAGAUCUACAAGCACCCUAGCCUCAAAAACCCCAUCAAUCUGGUGGUGGUAAAAGUGCUAGUGAUCGAAGCCGAGAACUCCGGGCCAGAGGUUUCCGACAACGGAGGACUGAUGCUGCGAAAUUUCUGCAACUGGCAGCAGCAGUUCAACCCGCCAAGCGACCGUCACCCAGAACAUUACGAUACAGCAAUCCUUCUGACAAGACAGGAUUUUUGUGGACACCAGAGCUGCAGCACACUCGGAGUAGCUGAGACCGGCACCAUGUGUGACCCCAACAAAAGUUGUUCUGUGAUCGAAGAUGAAGGUCUCCAGGCAGCCUACACUUUGGCUCACGAACUAGGCCAUGUGCUCAGCAUGCCCCAUGAUGAUUCCAAGACCUGUGAGAGGCUCUUUGGUACCCUAGGAAAACACCAUAUGAUGGCUCCUCUGUUUAUCCACUUGAAUAAGACCCUGCCGUGGUCCCCUUGCAGUGCCAUGUACAUCACAGAAUUUCUGGAUGGAGGACACGGUGACUGCCUACUGGAUGAACCAGCUGAACCCAUUGCCCUCCCCAGAGACCUCCCAGGCCAAGUGUCUCUGUACAGCCUGGAUCAUCAGUGCCAGCAGAUAUUCGGCCAAGAGUUCCAACACUGCCCCAAUGCGACCCAUGAAGAUCUCUGCUCCCAGCUUUGGUGCAAGCUGGAGGCAGGAGAACGGCUGUGCCACACCAAAAAUGGCAGCUUGCCCUGGGCAGAUGGGACACCUUGUGGGGCAGGGAAGAUGUGUUUGGAUGGCCACUGUGUGGCUCAAGAUACUGUGACGCCCAAGCCUGCGGUGGAUGGAAACUGGGGCCCCUGGAGUCCUUGGGGGACAUGUUCCAGAACGUGCGGUGGAGGAGUACGUUUCUCUAACAGAGACUGCAACAAUCCUCUGCCUAAAAAUGGAGGCAAAUACUGUGAGGGCCAGAGAGUCCAAUAUGAAUCAUGCAACACGGAUGAAUGCCCACCUGGCGACAAGAGUUUUCGAGAGCAACAGUGCGAAAAGUAUGACAGCCAUAACUACACGGAUCUCAAUGGGAACCUCCUGGAGUGGGUUCCCAUGUAUGCAGGGGUGUCGACACGAGAUCGCUGCAAGCUGGUCUGCCGCGCUAAGAGGGGAAAUGAAUUCAAAAUGUUUGACAACAAAGUGAUUGAUGGGACUCCCUGUGCGCCAGACUCCCUGACUGUUUGUGUACAUGGUCGGUGUGUCAAGGCUGGUUGCGACCACAUCAUUGGGUCACCCAAGAAAUUAGACAAGUGUGGGGUUUGUGGCGGGAAUGGCUCGACGUGCAGAAGAAUAACAGGCUCCUUCAACCGAUCCAAGUUUGGAUAUAAUGACAUUGUCACAAUACCUGCAGGAGCAACCAACAUUGAUAUCAAGCAACACAGCCGCGUGAGGCACGAUGGAAACUAUUUAGCCUUGAAAACGCUGGAUGGUAAAUAUCUCUUGAAUGGAAACCUCACGGUUUCAGCCAUGGAGCAGGACAUUUUUGUGAAAGGGACUGUUCUGAGGUACAGCGGAUCCCUGACAACCUUGGAACGUCUCCAGAGUUACCAGCAAAUCCCAGAAUCUAUCACUGUGCAGGUGUUGACCGUCUCUACUAAGAUGUUCCUGCCCAAGGUGCUCCCUUCCCCAAAGGUGAAAUACACGUUCUUUAUCCCCAAAGAUGUCCACUUCAGCAAGCAAAAGAGCAAAGAGAAGAACUUGGCCAAUGUCAUCAAGCCCAUGUUGACGUCGCAAUGGGUUCUGGGAGACUGGUCCGAAUGCUCCCGAUCCUGUGGCGCUGGGUGGCAGAGGCGAACAGUGGAAUGCCUGGAUGUGGAAGGGCAAAUUUCGACGACCUGCGACGAGAGCCUUAAACCUGAGGACCUCAAGCCCUGCAGUGACCUUCCGUGUCCCAUCUGGCAGAUGGGGCGCUGGUCUCCCUGUUCCCAGACAUGUGGAGAGGGCGUGCGGACACGAAACGCCUUGUGCAUUGACUAUGCGGGAAAACCUGUUGCCUUUGAGAAAUGCAGUUCACCCCGACCUCUGCCGGCAACCAGCGACUGCAUGCUUCAGGAGUGUUGACUUGACCUGGCAACGCAAGACCUCACACAUGAUCAGAGGCAUGUGUAACAUAUAAUAACUACUAACCUAACCCAAGCAAGGAUGUAGGUUUUAACGGCAGAUAUGCACUUUGUUGGCCUCAACAGCCCCCCCCCACCAGUUAGAUUUGUUUGAAAGAUUAGGAGGCAUUGGAUAACACUCUCUUUCUCUCCCUCCCCCCUCCAUCUUUCUCUCUUUCUUUCUGUUUCCUCCUUUGUUUUCCUCCAAAUUGGCAUCUACCUCAGUUGGAGGAGGGGAAUGGCAAGGUUUUUGUUUUGUUUUUGUACAAGAGUCGAAUAAACAGCAGCGUGUUCUUGAUUUGCAUGGCAAGUGAACCAAUAGGAUCUAAUUACAUCCCACAGCAGCUCUCCCUCCCCUAAUAUCUAAUUUUGUGUACUAGGCUUCUUUCAGAGAUCACCUGAAUCUCAGACAUGCAUUCACUAAGCCUCUUCGUUAGCCCAGUGACAUCAUCUAAGGAUCAGACUAGAUCAUACGCUUAGCUUGUUUCUGGAAGCGGUGUUUCCUCAAUUGCUGACAGAGUCCAUCACAGUGCUUGAUUUCCCUCAUCUCCAUAUCUUGUAUUCAGCAUGCUUUGUUUUCUGAUUGGUCAUUGAUGGGUAAACAUGGGCUUAAUUUGCAAAUCAGGUCAUGGAAAUAUGUUUCAUUGAUGAAAUUGCAUUCUGGAAGGGGGAAUGGAUUAAGCAUAGGAAAUGUGCUUUCCAUUUAAUGUCUAGUUUGACCUUAACCUUUCAUUCUUUGGGUACAAAGACAAUGUGACGAACUUACUUCAAUAAUGCACACGUAGAACAGCAACAACCUGUUGAAGACCUUUAAUAUGCAAGUCCUUUUUAGCAGUAAUAAUUGUAUCUCUUAUUCAGUAAGGCUCUUCCUAUAUGGCUGAUCUUCUGACAGAAUAGGGCUCAUGAUACAAACUUGUUCUACAAGGUUUUCUCAGGAUUAGGUGAAGGAUUAUAUAAUGCUUCAAAGAUAAACAUGAGAGUGCUCCUUGCAGUGGCUUGUUAGUUCUAGUCUGCAGCCAACAAGUCCUUCAUGAGCCAUAGUCAAAACUCAGCAAGUGAUUGGUCUGGCAUUGCCACAUUAUCCUUCAGUCCCCACUUUAGAGUUACUGGAGAUUCAGGAGGGCAUGUGUGGUCUACUCUCCUUUUUGCUAUUCCACCAUUGUUGGAAGUUUAGGUAUUAAUGGAAAGUUUGCAAUGGGGAAAAUAUGACAUAGGUGGAAUAAUAGUUGGCUGGAUAGCUUCAG